AAGCUUGAACUGCGUGACGUAGAGGAUGUGCUUACGUAGAGGCGGAAGCUCUGCGCAUGCGUGGCUCCUGUAAACACGUGAAGCGGGCAGGCAGCAUGGCAGAGAAGACCGAGGAGCUCGCAUUAGACCGGUCACAGGCUAAGAAGGCCGUCCAGGCUCUGCAGGCUUUCCUGAAGUCCAAGUCCACCCGGGACUCCCUGUUCCUGGACGAGACCCAGCAGAUCAGCCUACUCUUCACCCUGUGGAAGAUCCCACGGCAGGCGCAGACCAUCCGCAUCCCCUUGCCUCAUGGCCAGCGCCCGGACACGGAUGAGGUUUGCCUCUUCACCAGAGAUGAGCCCAACAUGACCUCAGACCAGACCCAGAGGUUUUAUAAGAAGCUGCUGGAGGAGAGAGGGGUCAAAAGUAUCUCAGAGAUCAUCCCCUACAAGGUGCUGAGGACGGAGUACAAGCCGUACGAGGCCAAGCGCCGCCUGCUGGGCAACUUUGAUCUUUUCCUGUCUGACGACCGCAUCCGCCGCCUGCUGCCGUCGCACCUUGGGAAACAUUUCUACGAGAGGAAGAAAGAGCCGCUGUGUGUGAACCUGCAGAGCAAACAGCUGGCCAGAGACAUCCAGAGAGUCAUCCAGGGCUCCAGCAUGAAGGUCACCAACAAGGGCUGCUGCUGCAUGGCUCGUAUCGGCCACUCCGGCAUGACCGCAGACGAGGUGACAGACAACAUCGAGGCUGCGGUCAAAACAGUCGUGUCCAAACUUCGAACGAAAGGACCAGUGAUAAAGCUCAUCCAUUUGAAGAGCCAAACGUCAGUGGCCCUGCCCAUCUACACCUCAGACCUCAGUCACCUGAACGUGCUGGAGGAGGCCCAGGAGCAGGCCCAGGCUGCCAGGAAAAAGGUGGCAGCUAAAAAAAAGGUAAAGAAGGAACAGAAAGAGAAGACAACAGAGAAGACAAAGAAGACAGAUGCUCCAUCUGAGAAGAAGACAGAGAAGAAGAAAAAGAAAAAGGAGAAAGAAGAAAAAGCAGAAGCAGCUGAAAAAGAGAAGGAGGAAGCAAAAGAGGAAGAAGAAGAUAUCCCACAGUUGGUUCCAAUAGAGACACCAAGCAAAAAGCCCAAACUGGAGAAGCCCUCCAAAAAGAAGCCGCUGGAGAAAGCCCCCGAACCAACUGCACAGAAGAAAGGAACUAAAGGCCAAAACAAACCGACCAAGAAGCCUGGCAAGACGGCCUCACAGAAACUAAAACGAAAAGUGCUCAAGUCAAAAUGAUUCAUGCCUUCUCCACACGGACUUCUGAAACCUUUACGAUUUCCAGAACCAGCCUGGUCAAAAUAUUCACUUUGGUUUUUUGUCUUGUCCUGUCUUCAGCGCCUGCACAAAGACAGCAGAUUAUAACAUUUACAAAUCUGAAAUUAUCUGUUGCCCACCUUUGAUAAUGCAUUUAUUCAUUUUUUUUUUUUUUUUUUUGUAACCGUAAACUGUUAAUGAAACAGUGAUUAUUGCCAUUAACAGUUCAUGUAUAAUAAAUGGAGUUAUUUGUCAUGCAAUAAACAGAUCUUUGUUGAACUGAAUACUUU
This is a messenger RNA of Myripristis murdjan (pinecone soldierfish), 1573 nucleotides long. It is a transcript of the gene rsl1d1, whose product is annotated as ribosomal L1 domain containing 1. NCBI's taxonomy places the organism in Eukaryota, Metazoa, Chordata, Actinopteri, Holocentriformes, Holocentridae. The transcript has 9 exons. Gene Ontology annotation, molecular function: RNA binding. Bases 57 to 1265 code for a protein of 402 amino acids. The record is from RefSeq and is a predicted model, not a curated record.